Messenger RNA from Symbiodinium pilosum, 1377 nucleotides. NCBI's taxonomy places the organism in Eukaryota, Dinophyceae, Suessiales, Symbiodiniaceae. The record is from the annotation of a GenBank genome assembly.
AUGACCCUGGUUAAUCCCAUCUCUCACCGCAGCGAGCUCGUGCUGAGCUUCUUUUUGGGGAGCUCCCUGGCCCUCUUCUUGGCCAUUGGGGUGCUGCUGGCGCUGCCUGAGAAGAGUCCCAAGACCUUCUCCGAGGCAUAUUUCUUGACGCCCAUCCCCGUCUUCCGAGUCGUCUUUUCCUAUCUCCUGAUUCUUUGGUGCAUGGGCGCUGUGGCCAAGAUUUGCGAUCAGUGGGAUGUGAACCAUCUGUUCAUACUGAACGUGGAUCCCCGCUGCCGUGUUACCCCCGAGUUCUUCUUUGCCCGAGCUGCAACCUUGACCACCAUUUGGAUUCUGAUUUUCGGAAUGUAUGUGGUGGACUACAAGUGGAAGGUUUUGCCAACCGUUUGGGCCAGCGAUGGAUUCAACAAGCGGUCAUCCUUCCAUUUUGUCUUCUAUCCGGUGGUGCUUUUGCUAUUGACUGUCCUCGGAACGCUGGCGCCAUCGACCAUUUGCAGAAAUCGGUACAAGCUGUCCGUACUCCAAUCCGUCAAGCGCACCGCCUUAGCUCCGGUGUAUUCGGUCGACUUUGCAGACAACAUGGUCGGUGACGUGUUGACCAGCAUUGCAAAGCCAAUCGAGGACGUGCCAGCGGCCGUGUGCUACCUGCUCUCGCACCAUCCGCAGGAGGAAGAGAUCGUCAAGCGCUUCAUUGCGUCAGGUGUUGGCCUUGUUAUCACUGAUGAUUUCAGCUCCUUGCUGAAGACCGUGAGCAAAGGGAAUCUUGGCAAGUACUUGUGCAGCCUUCUGGUCGUUAUUGUGUCCCGCACGGAGAACGUGAUGCUGUUGAUUGCUGUUUCAACAACAGCCACACUUUAUGCCUUCUUUUGGGACGUUGGAUUGGACUGGGGCCUCAGUUACAGAGAGUCCAGCGCUCAGAAAGCCCAAAGAUACCCAUACUGCGUCUUGCAAAGCGCCCGCAAGGCUGCUGCGCGCCUGCCCCUGCUUUCCACGCAAGAUGACGCCCCAGAGCAGGCAAAGAAGUGGUCAGUGUUGUCGGAUGAGUCAUUCCAGGAGAUUUCAGGCUAUAGCUUACUGGCUGUGCAGCUUGCUGGACAUCUUCGCGAGAUCAACAUGGGCUUGGGCCUGAUGAGGGGCUAUGCAUCAGCCAGCGAGUUCAGUCAAGUGUUCACCUUGAUGCCAACUAGCGUUGUCACUGGCACCUUGGCAAGACAAGCGGGGAAUGCUGUAGGCCCGCUGUCAGCAAAGGCACGUAAGGGUUCAACUUCUUUAGCUGUGCAGCCAUCUGUAGGCUUCAGAUCUGGUGGUUCUGAGGGUUGGAGACGUGUCAAGGCCUGCAGGACUCGAAGAAUGUUGUCGACAACUGACUGCUCAUGA